Messenger RNA from Sclerotinia borealis F-4128, 2019 nucleotides. NCBI's taxonomy places the organism in Eukaryota, Fungi, Ascomycota, Leotiomycetes, Helotiales, Sclerotiniaceae. The record is from the annotation of a GenBank genome assembly.
AUGUCAUUUGGAGUCCCUUCUGAUGAGGUAGCGGAGGACUACAAAAAAGCCCUUGAAGAUUUGACUAUGAAUUCGAGAUAUGAGAUCAGCAAUCUAACCGUUAUAGCAAAGGAAAAUACAGAACAUGCUUUAGCCAUCUCAGAGGCCUUGAAGAACCAUAUAAAACAGACCUCUCCGCAAAAGAAAUUACCUGCUUUCUAUGUCCUCGAUUCCGUAGUCAAGAAUGUCGGAACGCCUUAUACCCUCUUCUUCGGUCGACAACUAUACUCAACCUUCAUGGAGGCAUAUGCUUUGGUCUCCCACGAUGUGCGAAGGAAAAUGGAUGAGAUGCUGAAAACCUGGAAGGAACCUGUGCCUGGAUCUAUAGAUACACGGCCCGUAUUCCCUCCGGAAGUAACUCGUCCCAUCGAAAAUGCUCUCAUAAAAGCCAGAACUUCUGCUCUCCAGCAAGAGCAAUUGAGAAGUCAACAGCAGUUAAUGAGUCGAGGUCGAACUGCCGUAGGUCAGGCUCCCUAUCGUAACACGCCAACUCCUCCAAACUCAUCUCGUCAACCUCUCUAUCCACCACCCGGACAUCCUGGAUAUCCUCAACAAUACCCGCCCCCGGUAAAUGGCCAAUACAACAAUCAAGCCAAUGGCCAUAUGCAACAUGGACUUCCUCAGCGACCACCCCCAGUACAACAGUAUUCUCAACAGUCAGACAGCUCGGCAUCCUGGCAGCAGUCACAGUCUCAGGGAUAUCAAUCGUCAGAGGCUAGCGUAGAUGUAUUGAACAGGGAUAUCUCCAAUCUCAUCACCUCUUCAAAGGCAGAAUUUGCUCAGAGCCCAUACGAUAGUAGUAUACAAACAAGACUGAAAGCAUUGCUUGAUUUGCAGACCAUCCUACAAACCCAAAGGCUUCCAUCUGAUCAGAUAGCAAUGAUAAAAGACCAAGUUGCGCAACUAUCGCGGGCUUCCCAGCCGGCCCCAAAAAUCACAUCUCCUAGGCCAGCACCUGUAGCAACGCCAACACCCCAACCCCAGCCGCAGCCAACCCUAAGCUCUUUGCUAGGCCCUGGUGGCUUGGCUGCUCUGUUAGCCCGUCAAUCUACAGCCCCCCAGAUCCCCACGCCUCCCCCUCGAGCUGCUGUCGCAACCCGGUCUCCUCAAGCACAACUCUCACUACCUUUGCAAAUGCCCUUUCAACCAGCUCCCCCAACGCCUGUUUCAGCAUCUGUGUCAACGCCCACAGCAAAUCCCAACUCUUUGCUGGAAAGACUUCGAGCUGCUGGUAUGCUGCCCACAGUACCAGCAGUAUCAAGCACACCCAUCCAACAACCAAGUGUUUUAGGCGGCACUAUUCCCCCUGGAUUUCCCCCAUCCCUUCCCUUCAUAAUUGCGCCUCCCGUGUCGAGGACACCCUUUCUUGAAAUUCCUAAUGAUGUCGUCCUGAAGCCAGCAUCGCUGAAAAUGUUCCGCCCUCACCUCAUAUUCAGUCUCUACGAAAAGCUUGGCGCACCAUGUACCCAAUGCGGACGACGUUUUCAAUCAGACGCAGAAGGUCGAAAGAAGAAGACUGCUCACAUGGAUUGGCACUUCCGUGUUCACCAACGAAUGGCUGAAGCCGAGAAGAGGGGCCAACAUCGGAGUUGGUAUGUUGAUGAACUGGACUGGAUAAAGUCGCGCGAACCAGAAGAUGACCAAUUCAACGAUACAAUGGAUAAUACUCAUGGCUCUGGCGGCUCUUCUUCGACUGCGAAUGCCAAGCCGAAACUUCAAUAUCUAGCGGUACCAGAUGAUCCUGCUCUUGCUGGCAGUGUUUGUCCCAUAUGCCAAGAGAAAUUUGAGAUGAAAUGGCUAGAUGAUGCGCAAGAGUUUGUCUGGAUGGAUGCCAAGAAAGUGGGUGAUCGUAUCUAUCAUGGUAGUUGUUAUGCGGAGGCCACGAAAGAUAGGGGGACGCCUGAGCCAACGGUUCUGGGCAAGCGGAAGGCAGAGGACCAAGAAUCUGUAUUACGAACGAAAAUUAAAACAGAGUCAUAA